GUUUGUACACAAGGCAUAUAGGGUGAGGUUAGGGUUCACCAUAAUUUCAUUUCAUUCCAGUCUGGCAAUGGCAAAUAUCUCAGCUUUACCACUUGUUCCUCAAUACAGUCCCGGGAUGCUAGCUACUGCAAAUAAGCAUCAAAUUAGACCCAGAGUUUUCACUGUCUUUGCUGCAAAAUCAGGUCCCUUAAACUCGAUAUUGAACAGAUGUCAGAAAUGUGGAGGCAAAGGGGCCAUAGAGUGCCCUGGAUGUAAGGGAACAGGGAAAAACAAAAAGAAUGGCAACAUAUUUGAGAGAUGGAAAUGCUUUGAUUGCCAAGGAUUUGGGUUGAAAAGUUGUCCUAUUUGUGGGAAAGGAGGGCUCACACCUGAGCAAAGAGGAGAAAGAUAGAGGCUUUUAGUUUUUAAUGAAACAUAUUGUAUCUCAUCACAAUCUACAAAAUCUCGAAAACUUUCCCUCACUGUAUUAUUAUUGUGCAUCUUCUCAAAAACUUUGAUACUAUAAUGCUAAAUAAAUAUUUAAAAUGUUAUUGAA
Hibiscus syriacus is the source of this 535-nucleotide messenger RNA. RefSeq names its product protein PHOTOSYSTEM I ASSEMBLY 2, chloroplastic-like. The record is from RefSeq and is a predicted model, not a curated record. The transcript is spliced from 4 exons. Bases 68 to 391 code for a protein of 107 amino acids. Lineage: Eukaryota; Viridiplantae; Streptophyta; Magnoliopsida; Malvales; Malvaceae.